CCUCGCGGCGAGCCUCCCCUCCGCCUCGCCCCUCAGCCCCACUUUGCUCCCCCCUCCCCGCGCCCCGCCGUCCCCUCCGAUGCCAGCCAUGGUGGAGAAGGGCCCGGAGGUGCUAGGGAAGAGGAGGGGGAGGAAUAAUGCCGCUGCCUCCUCGGCCGCCGCCGCCAACGCCGCCGCCGCCACCGCUGCCUCCUCCUCCUCUUCCUCCUCCUCCUCCUCCGCAGCAGCCGCUGCCGCCGCCUCAGCCUCAGCCUCCGCCUCGGCCUCGGCCGCCUCUGCCUCCUCCGCUGCAGCCUCCGCCUCGGCCGCCGCCGGCUCCGCCAAUAAUGGCCAUAAUAAAAGUUUGGCAGCGGCCGCCGCCGCGGCGCCCAAUGGAAAUAGCACCAACUCCUGGGAGGAAGCGAGCUCGGGCUCCUCGAGUGAUGAAGAGCAUGGAGGAGGUGGCAUGAGAGUCGGACCCCAGUACCAGGCAGUGGUCCCCGAUUUUGAUCCUGCUAAAAUUUCAAGGCGCUCUCAGGAAAGAGAAAAUCUUGGCAUGCUGGUGUGGUCACCUAAUCAGAAUCUAUCAGAGGCAAAAUUAGAUGAAUACAUUGCCAUUGCCAAGGAGAAGCAUGGGUACAAUAUGGAGCAGGCACUUGGGAUGCUUUUUUGGCAUAAGCACAAUAUUGAAAAAUCCUUGGCUGAUCUACCCAACUUUACCCCAUUUCCAGAUGAGUGGACUGUGGAAGAUAAAGUUCUGUUUGAGCAGGCCUUUAGUUUUCAUGGGAAAACAUUUCAUAGAAUCCAACAGAUGCUUCCUGAUAAGUCUAUAGCAAGUCUAGUGAAAUUUUACUAUUCUUGGAAGAAGACAAGAACCAAAACCAGUGUAAUGGAUCGUCAUGCCCGGAAGCAGAAAAGGGAACGGGAGGAAAGUGAGGAUGAACUGGAAGAAACAAAUGGAAAUAACCCAGUUGACAUUGAGGUUGAUCAAAACAAGGAAAGCAAAAAGGAGGUACCACCAACGGAGACAAUUCCUCAAAUCAAAAAAGAAAAGCAUAGUACACAAGCUAAAAAUAGGGCCAAGAGGAAACCUCCCAAGGGAAUGUUUCUUUCUCAAGAAGAUGUGGAGGCAGUUUCUGCCAAUGCUACAGCUGCCACCACAGUGCUAAGACAACUGGACAUGGAAUUGGUUUCAAUCAAACGACAGAUUCAGAAUAUUAAACAGACAAACAGUGCUCUCAAAGAAAAACUUGAUGGUGGAAUAGAACAAUAUAGACUUCCAGAGGUUAUUCAGAAGUUUAAUGCACGUUGGACCACAGAAGAACAGCUUCUUGCUGUACAAGCAAUCAGGAAAUAUGGCCGAGAUUUCCAGGCGAUCUCAGAUGUCAUUGGAAACAAAUCAGUGGUACAAGUGAAAAACUUUUUUGUAAAUUACCGACGCCGCUUCAACAUAGAUGAAGUCUUACAGGAAUGGGAGGCAGAACAUGGCAAAGAAGAAACCAAUGGAACCAGUACCCAGAAACCUAUAAAGUCCCCAGAUAAUCCCAUUAAAAUACCUGAAGAAGAGGAGGAGGCCACUUCUGUUCUUGACGUCAGAUAUGCAUCCGCUUCGUGAAAGACUUGAGUAGCUUAGAAUAAUUUGCAUUAACUACUGUUAAUCCAAGAUAUCAGGUAUUACCGAACCUCAGACAGCCAUCUGCAUCAUACCUAUGUGGACAAGCAGCUAUUACCAAAAAAGGCAAACACUUCCAGUCCUGUGCUGCAACUGCCUUAAUUCUUUGCUCAUUCCUCUGCACUGCCUCCACUUCCCAGUUUGCUUUUCAUUUCAUCGGUACCUGCCUGAAUGCUGGGGGGAAAUUGCCACAUCCCACAUAGCUUGUGGGUUUGUUUUUGAACUGUCUCCAUAAGUACUCCCAACAGCCUCAAAGUAAUCGGCAGGGAGUGGAAGGGGGAGAAGAGUCAGCUCAGAAGGUCUAACUCUGUAUUGCCUGUAAUCUUUGCUUUGUGCAUAUUGUAAUUAUAAUAGUGACAUUCUUAGCUUUCCAGGAAGAGCCUCCUAUUCAUUUUUGAGUUGACUGACCACCCAGACAUCAUGCUUCCUCUGAAAACAUAGUCUGUGUUUGUAAACUGCAUCGUGACUUUUUAGUGCUCAGCGUUCCAAUGCCAUUCAUGGUUUCCUUAACUUAGGUCCUAAUGAUGGUUUAUAAUUAUUAGAUCAUAAUGGUUUAAUGGCAGGUGUCUCUUUUAAGCCAACUCCUAAUAAUCUGUCUUGGUGGAAAACUCACUAGUAGUGAACAGACCAGCCUGGGUUACUGUAGUUUCAAGGUUUGGUUGAGUACAGUGCCACCACACUCAUCAUUUUGCAUUGUAACUCUGGUCAGGCACACCUUCCCUUACACUCUACUCCCUGCCUUUCUCAGUACCCCGUAGAGAUUGAAUCCAAACAACUUUAUCUGGUGCUUAUCCAUUUGGAAUUGGUGCCUUUCACAUUUGGCAUCCAUCCAUAUCAUCAUUAUGCUUCAAUGUCAUCUUCUUUCCUUAAAGCUUGCUGCUUGCCAAAGAUGAUUGUAUUUGUAUGAGGGGUGGCAAGCAUGAGUGUGCUUGCCAUCGAUCCUGACAGGAGCACAGGUUUAGAAUUUCUCCUUAUUUAUGAGUGGUCGAAUGGCUGGUGACUACUUUAUGAAAGCUCACUGCACUUCCCUUUCUUCUUUCUACAACUUGCCUCUCAGUCACAACCUGCUUUGUGUACCUAUGCGUGAACAUAUGAUAACAAAAAUACAAAUGGGUCAAAGGGUAGAGUGUAGAAAUGGUUGGUCAGCUUUUUGAUCUAACAAGACUCUAAUAAGAAGAAAUAUAUUCCAAGGUAGUAUGAUAAUGCCUUUUGGUUAGACUACUAAAACAUGUCUAACCAAGGCUCUAAGAUUUGGAGAAUAGAUUUUUUUUUUAACUAGGCCUUGUGUAUACAAAGGUGGAGGAGGAGCAGACUAGCAAGCCACAGAUUCAGAUCCAUGUUAAAUUUAGCCUAUGUUUUUCUAGGUAUAAUUAACUUUUCCCUAGCAUCAUCAAGUUUGAUUUCUAGUUUCUGUUUUCAAUACCAAAAGCAAGAAAAAUGCUUGCCAGAUGCUUUAAGGUACAACAUCUUUCUUAAGAACUUAAAAUAUGCAAUCAAAAUUGGACGUGUGUUUUAAGUCCCUCUCUGCACCUUGCUUUUUAAGCUAAUUGAUCCUCUGCUUAGGAAGAGGGUCAUCUGGGAACUGUAGAUUUUUAGAAAUGCUUCUGGAGAAAGAGUACUCAAGUACAGAAGUCAGGAAAAACAGGACAUUUUCUUUUCCUUUUUGUACCUACACAAGGUCUGUGUGUUGCUUAAUGGAACCUACUGAGGAAAUCAGGGGAGGAAGGAUGAGAGGAGCAGCACCUGGUUGCUGUUGCAUGAUGACAGUGGGAGUAGAACAAUACUAGAAAAAUCACAACAGCCAGCCUGCUGCUGAAUUGGGGAAUUGGCAGCGAUGGUGGAGGGAAGAAGAAUCAAGGAAUGAUUUUGCACAUCUUUCCAAAGCAGCAACACAUGCUUUCUCUAUGCUAAUGUCAGGACAUCAGCAGCUUUUCCUGUAGGAGCCCUCUUGGCCUUGCCAAAAAACUCAUUCCUCCUACCACAAAUAUUCUGAUUAAGAAAUAGUCCCUUAUGGCAGUGCUUUGGAAGCCAGAUGCUAUUGUUUGUAAUGUAGAAUGGCAAACAGGUCAAUACCACCAUGUCUUUAAUCUUUAGUGAAUUAGGCUCCAGUCCCAUCAAGCUACCAUUCAUGUUUCCUAGCAGCUGAGUUUUGGCACACUCCCUAAGGGAUAAUAAAUAGCAUAUAAUUUUCACUUGAUAGAGGGAAAAAAUAAGUGACCCAUCUUUGCUUGACUGCUGCCAUUGUAGCUAUAUACAUAAGAUAGCACUGUAUUUUUACCUUUGAUUUUCAUUACACUGUCUUUGCAAUGAUGUUUUAAAUGUAAGAAAUCACUUAGCUUUAAAAGCUAAGCAGUUUGGUCUUAUUUAUAUUAAGACCCCUUUUAAUGGAUCAAGAAUUAUAUUCAUCAAAUGGUGGCAUUCAGACGUGUGAAAGUCUGCAUUGAUAACAGCAGAAGAUGUAGUGUUCACUUAAAUUUUGUUUUCUUAAAAAUUAUCAAUGUGAAUGUCAUAAUUAUAUAAAUUUUUGUGGAAAUGGGAAUUUAUUUCUCCUAAUUAUAAGUUAUUGUGCAAAAUAUAGUAUCAUUAAAGCAAAUGAUAGUUUAACUUUUAGUUUAGAAUCCCUCAGAGAUAUAAAGUGUAUUACAUAUGCAUAAGCAAAUUACAUUUGUUUUAUUUAAUUUUUCAUAGGUGUGUAAAGUACUAGAUAAAGUUUUUUCCACUUAACCAUUUAAACACCUCGUUACUUGAAUAUUGUGUUAACUGUUCCUGAAACACAGUGAUCAAUUUUGUAAUAUAGCUCUCUUUACCAAGGAAAUGACUAUGCCUCAGUUGUGCUUAAUAGUUGAGCAGUUGUGGACAAUUACAGUGUAUGCUCUAGUCCACAGGAGCCAUAGGUAGUAUAUAUAACGCAACCACUGUGUUGUGUCUUGAUAAGUUCAUACCAAUAAAGAAACUGAUUUCCUGAUAGUUAUUUGUAAAAGUUUUCAACCCAGAGGAUCCCUUAAUGGUCACAUAAGCCUCUAAUCUACAGAAGGUCAUUGGGUUUUAAAACUCUAACCAUGGUGUUCAAACUAGUUUUUAAAAUGUCCUUUAAAAAGUUCUCUUAUCUAUACCACUUAAGUAUAUUCAUCGUCACUUUAAAUUUAAACUGUGCCCUUUAUUCGUCUUUCUAAAUAUCUGAUAUACUGUUGGUAUAAUUGCACACCAAAUAUGAGCCAAACAGUGCAUUACAGCUCACUGGGCCACUGCUAGGUGAGCCCAGGGCAGCCAUGGGCCCUACAUACGGCGCCAACCAGAAAUAAAGAGCCUCUCACUUUCCCCUGUUUUAAAGGUUAUUGACGAGUGACCUAGGACUCAAGCUUUUAAAACAAAAUUAAUCCCUUGAGGUAGUUUUUAGCUAGUGUGAUGAUGCUGAUGAUCUCUGACGCAGGGGCCUAAUUGCCUACCAUCUUUCAGCCACUCCCUGGAUUUGUGGAGCUUGUUCUGUUGAUCGUGAAGCACAAUUGCAGUGGCAGUUCAGAAGAAGGAAGGUCAGUAUAGUCUAUGCAUGUUGUAUAAUAAUGAGUGUUUACAGUCCUAGUCUCUGAAGAUAAAAAUUCAUACUGGAUUGUAUAGUGUUAUUCCAUUAUGUAGAUUUUAUCAAUUUUGUUAAGUGCUUUGAGACAGCUUAAAAAGUUUUUCAAGAUUUUAAAAGAUGUAUGAGGUUAAGUUUGCAAAUAUAAUGGCAAUGCUGUAUAGCUUUUGAAGUGAUAAAUUACACGUUGGAAUUUUAAAGUAUGUUGUAAUAAUGCUGUUGUAAGUAAUAUUUUAACGUCUCUUGGGCCUGUUUUUUAUUAUUCAGCACAUUUGUUGUGGUGAAUGUUCAUAGCAUUAUAAACCUGCUAAGCCAUUGAAAAGUAAAAGGUAACUUCUGUUUUUCUGAUUAUCAUUUUAUUGUAAAUGAAAUUAUAGUGGAGACUGAAAAAUUCAUUUGUGAAAUUCUGCAUAAUUCAGUUUUUUCUAUGAUUUGCAAUGUUUGCUGAUAUCAAAUAAAACCUUUUCAAGCCAUGGAUGUAAUAAAACAUGGAGUAAAACCA
Messenger RNA from Phascolarctos cinereus (koala), 5727 nucleotides. It is a transcript of the gene RCOR1, whose product is annotated as REST corepressor 1. Gene Ontology annotation, molecular function: transcription corepressor activity. Gene Ontology annotation, biological process: negative regulation of DNA-templated transcription; regulation of transcription by RNA polymerase II. Lineage: Eukaryota; Metazoa; Chordata; Mammalia; Diprotodontia; Phascolarctidae. Gene Ontology annotation, cellular component: histone deacetylase complex; transcription regulator complex. The record is from RefSeq and is a predicted model, not a curated record.